GUUUAGCCUUAGGACAUACGUUUCAACCAUUUCUUUCUUCUGUAAAAGAGAGAGGAGAGAAGAGAGAAAAGAAAAGCCCUUGCAUUUCUCAUGAACUGUGGAGUCGUGUUGGGUUUCUAUUGCUGGGGUUGGGAGUUCUUAACUGCCCUUCUUCUCUUCUCUACCUCCCCUUAAUUCUCUCUCUUUCUGUUUCUUUUCUUUUCUUUUAGUUUCUUUCUGUUUCUUUUCUUUUAUUUUCUUGCAAAGUUUUCUUAUGGAGUCUACAGCUAUAGAUAACAAUAACAAUAAUAAGGGUUUCUUGGAAUAUGUACGGAAGUCAACUCCGCCACCAUUCUUGCUCAAAACCUACAUGCUGGUGGAGGAUCCGGCGACUGAUCACGUGAUUUCUUGGAACGGCGACGGAACAGGGUUCGUGGUAUGGCAACCGGCGGAGUUUGCCCGUGAUCUUCUACCAACUCUGUUCAAGCACAGCAACUUCUCCAGCUUUGUCCGGCAACUGAAUACCUAUGGUUUCCGUAAAGUUGCAACUAGCCGAUGGGAGUUCUGCAAUGAUAUGUUUCGAAAGGCUGAAAGAGAGCUUCUUUGCCAAAUCCGUCGACGAAAAGCAUGGUCUAAUAAGCAACAACCUACCGCACCAAUUCAAGCUACACCACAAGAUUUUGACGAAGAUCAAAGAUCAUCAUCAACUUCGUCGUCGUCUGAAUACAGUACCCUAAUCGAUGAAAAUCAACGUCUCAAGAAAGAAAACGGGGUCUUGAGCUCGGAACUCACUGGCAUGAAAAAGAAGUGCAAGGAGCUUCUUGAUUUAGUGGCUAAAUAUGCACACUUGGAGAAAGAAGAAGAUGAUGAUCGUGAUGAGAGGCCAAAGUUGUUUGGUGUGAGAUUAGAAGUUGGGGAAGAGUGGGAGAGCAAGAGAAAGAGAGCUAAGAUUAGAGAGUGUGCAACUAUUUUACUAUCUCAAUCAUGCAAAUAAAUUGUGUCAAUUAUAAUGUAGAAUUAAUUAAUUAAUAAGCAAGGAAGCAAUAUAGCUAGCUAUAGCUACUUGGAAUGUAAGUAGCUUGCUAGAUAGCAAGGAUUAGGCAUAGACUGAAGUUAAUUAUGCUUUAAUGGUUGCAGUAAUGUGAACAGAGUAUAUAUAUAAAUAUAUACCUAUAUAUGCACAUUGUGGUGUACUUCCAAAGGAUGAUAAUAUGGGGCACAAGCCCUUUGAAUUACAAGUCUAUGUCAUAUAUUUUGUGGUUUAAA
This is a messenger RNA of Hevea brasiliensis (rubber tree), 1245 nucleotides long. RefSeq names its product heat stress transcription factor B-3. Gene Ontology annotation, biological process: regulation of transcription by RNA polymerase II. NCBI's taxonomy places the organism in Eukaryota, Viridiplantae, Streptophyta, Magnoliopsida, Malpighiales, Euphorbiaceae. Gene Ontology annotation, cellular component: nucleus. Gene Ontology annotation, molecular function: DNA-binding transcription factor activity; RNA polymerase II cis-regulatory region sequence-specific DNA binding. The transcript is spliced from 2 exons. The record is from RefSeq and is a predicted model, not a curated record. Bases 254 to 973 code for a protein of 239 amino acids.